Molecule: messenger RNA, 1525 nt
Organism: Salvia hispanica
Lineage: Eukaryota; Viridiplantae; Streptophyta; Magnoliopsida; Lamiales; Lamiaceae
Gene: IPT9
Product: isopentenyltransferase 9
Biological process (GO): cytokinin biosynthetic process; tRNA modification
Molecular function (GO): tRNA dimethylallyltransferase activity
Source: RefSeq, a predicted model, not a curated record
CUGUGUUCCGAAAUGAUAAGCCGUCUGAGAGUUGGCGGCGUACGGAUGUGUUGCCUCCGCCUCCCUUCCCCGGCUGAGGCGCCGCCGCCAUUCCGCAUCUUCUGCGCUACAAGGUUCCUCGCCACUUCCUGCUCAUUAAAAAGCAAGCGGCAGAAAGUAAUUGUGAUUUCUGGCCCCACCGGCGCCGGCAAAAGCAGGCUCGCCUUGGAGCUCGCAAAACGACUCAAUGGAGAAAUCAUCAGCGCUGAUUCCGUCCAGGUGUAUAAAGGGCUUGAUAUUGGUUCAGCAAAGCCCUCCUUGGAAGACAGAGAGGAAGUCCCACACCAUUUGGUGGACAUAUUGCACCCAUCUGAAGAUUAUUCUGUUGGAAAAUUUUAUGAGGAUGCGAGGCAAAAAACAGAGGAAGUUCUUUUUAGAGGCCGUGUCCCAAUUGUGACAGGCGGUACAGGGUUGUACUUACGGUGGUUCAUAUAUGGGAAACCGGAUGUUCCACAAGCCUCACCUGAGAUCACCUCGGAAGUGCAUUCAGAACUUGCAGAAUUUCAGAGGGAUGGUCACUGGGAUGCAGCUGUACAAUUGGUUGUCAAAGCAGGCGAUCCAGGUGUCGAGUCAUUAGCAGCAAAUGAUUGGUAUCGGUUGCGUCGCAGACUUGAAAUUCUUAAGUCUAGUGGCACAUCUCCAUCAGCCUUUAAAGUACCCUAUAAUUCUUUCAAGGAGAAGUUGGAAUCGAAUGAUGCAGAAUCGUCUGACAUACACUCUUCAAAUAGUGAACCUCAAAAGAAAGACUCAAACGACCUGGACUAUGAUUUUGUUUGUUUCUUCCUUUCCACACAAAGGCUGGAUCUUUACAGAUCAAUUGAUUUCAGGUGUGAAGAUAUGCUUUUAGAUGAUGGAAUUUUAUCGGAGUCAAAGUGGCUUCUUGAUUUGGGCCUUAUGCCUAAUUCCAAUUCUGCAAGUCGAGCAAUUGGCUAUAGACAAGCUAUGGACUUUCUGCUAAGGGCCAGAGAACAACAGGGCUGGAGUUCUUCUAGAGAAUUCUACAGAUUUCUGUCUGAGUUUCAAAAAGCUUCUCGAAAUUUUGCAAAGAGACAGUUGACAUGGUUUCGGAACGAGCCCAUCUACAGCUGGAUUAAUGCCUCAAGGCCCAUGGAAGAUGUGCUGAGAUUCAUAUGUGACGCGUACGAAGACCAAUCAGGGAACCUUAAAGUGCCUCAGUCGCUCUGCAUGGAGAAGGACAUGACGCAUCCAAAGGAAGUCCGUCUACUUAAGGCUUAUCGCACUCAAAAUAGGCUCUUCGUCUCGCCUGAUGAUUGUAGCAGCAUUCUGGACUGGGUGAAGAGAACUCAAGGCGAACACACGAUGUCUAUUUGUUGAAAUACACUGCUGCACACGCGGCCAGGUUUUCGUGUUUUCUCAUUCGUAGAAUCUGCUAUUCUACUGCUAAAGAUUCUUGUAAACCAGAUGUAGCAUAGAAUGAUCUACAGAAUUGAUGAAUAUACUGAAAAACUAGAUGUAUUUUGUCUCU